This is a messenger RNA of Otolemur garnettii (small-eared galago), 1713 nucleotides long. RefSeq names its product zinc finger protein 490. The transcript is spliced from 4 exons. Bases 1 to 1524 code for a protein of 507 amino acids. Gene Ontology annotation, biological process: regulation of transcription by RNA polymerase II. Gene Ontology annotation, molecular function: RNA polymerase II cis-regulatory region sequence-specific DNA binding; DNA-binding transcription factor activity, RNA polymerase II-specific. Lineage: Eukaryota; Metazoa; Chordata; Mammalia; Primates; Galagidae. The record is from RefSeq and is a predicted model, not a curated record.
AUGGGGGUGGUGGACUCAGUCUCCUUUGAGGAUGUGGCUGUGAACUUCACCCAAGAGGAGUGGACUUUGCUGAAUUCUUCACAGAAAACACUCUACAGAGAUGUAAUGUGUGAAACCUUUGAUAAUCUGGCCUGUAUAGGAAAAAAAUGGAAAGACCAGGACAUUGAAGAUAACCACAAAAACCAGGGGAGAAAUCUAAGAGGUCAUAUGAUUGAGAGACUCUGUAAAAGUAAAGAAGGUCAUCAAUAUAUAAAAAGCACUAGCCAGAUUCCAAAUCUUAUUAUGAACAAGGAAACUUCUGCUAGAAUAGAACCAUGUGAAUGCAGCAUGUGUGGAAAACUCUUCAUGCAUCAUUCAUUCCUUAGUGAGCACAUGAGAUCUCACACUGAAAAGAAAGCAAAUGAAUAUCAGGAAUAUGGAGAAAAGCCAUAUAAAUGUAAAGAAUGUGGAAAAACCUUCACUCGUUACCACAGCAUUCGGAUCCAUGAAAGAAUUCACACUGGAGAGAAACCCUAUGAAUGUAAAGAAUGUGGGAAAGCAUUCAGAUUUCUCUUUUCCUUUCGAAGCCAUGAAAGAAUUCAUACUGGAGAGACACCCUAUGAAUGUAAAGAUUGUGGGAAAGCAUUCAAAUUUCUCAGUUCCUUACGAGACCAUGAAAGAAAUCACACUGGAGACAAACCCUAUAAAUGUAAACAAUGUGGAAAAGCCUUUAAUCACAUCCAACCUUUUCAAAGACAUGAAAGGACUCACACUGGGGAGAAACCUUAUGAAUGUAAACAAUGUGGCAAAGCUUUCAGUUGUCCUAUGUACUUACGAAGUCAUGAAAGAACUCAUAGUGGAGAGAAACCCUAUGAAUGUAAAGAAUGUGGGAAAGCCUUCUUUUUUCACUCAAACCAUCGAAGACACAUGAUAACACAUACCAGAGUUCAUCCUUAUAAACUUAAGGAAUGUGGAAAACUCUUCAAGUCUGAUAAUUCCUAUGCAGUGCAAGAAAGAACUCAUUUUGGAGACAAACCCUAUGAAUGUAAACAAUGCGGUAAAACCUUCAUUUGUUCAAGUUAUUUUCAAAUACAUGAAAGAACUCAUACUGGAGAGAAAACUUAUGAAUGUAAACAAUGUGGUAAAGCCUUCCUUUAUUCCAAUCACUUUCGACUGCAUGAAAGAACUCAUGCUGGACAGAAACCCUAUGAAUGUAAACAGUGUGGUAAAUCCUUCAUUUUUUUCAGUCAUCUUCAAAGGCAUGAAAGAACUCACACUGGAGAGAAACCCUAUGAAUGUAAGGAAUGUGGUAAAUUCUUCACUUGUGCAAGUUCUGUUCAAGUACACAAAAGAAUUCACACUGGAGAGAAACCCUAUGAAUGUAAGGAAUGUGGGAAAGCCUUCAGUUUUUCAAGAUCCCUUCAAGUACAUAAAAGAUCUCACACUAGAGAGAAGCCCUAUGAAUGUAAGGAAUGUGGGAAAGCCUUCAGUUAUUCAAGAUCUUUUCAGUUGCAUGAAAGGACUCACACUAAAGAGAAACCCUAAGAAUGUAAAUAGUGGUCAUUAGACUAUCAGUUGUUCUAGUUCCUUUUGAAUGUAUGAGAGAACUUACACCGGAGAGAAAUUAUGUGAAUGUAAACAAUGCAAAAAGCCUUCAGUUGUCCUAAUUCACUUCAAAUACAUGACUCUUGCUGCAGUGGAAUCUUUUUAAAAUGUGGGAAAAUCUUUCAUUCU